Messenger RNA from Rattus rattus (black rat), 1132 nucleotides. Its product is annotated as keratin-associated protein 13-2-like. NCBI's taxonomy places the organism in Eukaryota, Metazoa, Chordata, Mammalia, Rodentia, Muridae. The record is from RefSeq and is a predicted model, not a curated record. The coding region runs from base 50 to 550 and encodes 166 amino acids. The transcript has a single exon.
ACUCACAAUCUCCUCCUUAGAUCCAGCUGAGCUCUCAUCUCCUCUCAACAUGGCCUACAGCUGCUGCUCUGGAAACUUCUCCUCCCACUCCCUCAGGAGCUGCCUUCCCUCCUCAGGAUCCUGCCUUGCCUCUUCCUACCCCAGCAACCUGGUCUACACCACUACCAGCUGCUCUCCCAGCACCUGUCAGCUUGGAUCCUCUCUGAACAGUGGCUGCCAGGAGACCUGCGUCGAGCCCAUCAGCUGCCAGAGGUCCUGUGUGGUGUCCAGCCCCUGCCAGAAGCCCUGCUACUACCCCAGGAGCUACACACCCUGCAGUCCCUGCCAGGGGACAUAUGCUGGCUCGCUGAGCUUUGGGUCCAGAAGCUGCAGUUCCCUGGGUUAUGGAUCUAGAAUCUGCUACCCAGUGAGCUAUGGGAAAUUGUGGCUCAGAUCCCUGACCAUUGGAGUUCUAUGGCUUCCUUCCCUGAGUUAUGGGUCCAGAUGUUACUACCCAACCUACUUGGCUUCUGGUUCCUGCCAACCAUGUACAGACCAAGCUGUGGAUUAGCCUCUAUGAAACCAACUGUUAAGCCUCCUAUAUCAGUCUAUGCUCUCAAGAUGUUUUCCUGCUUAACCAUUCCUGAUAUCUUACCAUCCUUCCAUUAACAGCUUCUCUCUUCUCUAAAUUCUGGCAGAUUGUGAGAUUAGUGGGUAAACUGAUAUUGUCUAGAUGUUGUUACUCAAGGUGCUGCAGAUCCAGUGGCUUUAGAUCUCUGCAUUAUGGAGCACGUGGCUUCCUGUCCCCCAGUUAUGGGUCCAGGUUCUUCUACUCAGUGUACUUGGCUUUUAUUCCAUUUCAACCUCACACAUUUAAGCAGUGGAUCUGGCGUUUUUCCAUGCACCUGUUUCAUCUUUGUAGUCUUUCAAUAUCAAAGUCACAGUCUCUAUGUCCUUUGGCUGUUGUUUUUGUUCUUAUUCCUUACCAUUGUCUUGUCAACUGUCCAUCAACUACUUCUUUCAUCCUCAACCUCUGGCAAAUUCUCGGAUUCAAGAUAACUCAAAAAAUAUGCUUUACUGUGUGUACUCUCAAAUAUAUAUAUUUGGCUUUCAUCUAAAAAUGAAAAUUUUAAUCAAAUAAAUUUGAUUUCUG